UUUCUCUAUUUCUGAUCCUCAAGAAGAAGAAAAAAAGAAGAGGAUUUUUGUUGGGCGAAAGCAUCUAGGGUUAGGACUAGGGUUUAGAUCUAUAUUUUGAUGAGAUUCACAAGGCGAGUGGAGAAUUUGGGUUCUGAUUGGUUUAGUUAGUAUUCUGAUUCAAAGAUCUAACGGUUUGUAAAUUUGUCGAAAUGAGUCGUCCGCAGGAACCACACCAGCCUUUCUUCCAUUUUGGAAAUCCUUUCCGUAAGUCAUCAGCCAAGGGUUCUCAUUUGUCUCGAAAGCUUCAUUCACAACUAAACACUUUCGAGGAAACCUUGGCAGAGAGACUGAGAAAGCUUAACCCAAAAGACAAAAAUGACAUCCUUAGCUUGUCGUGGAUGAAGUCAGCAAUGGAGUCACUUUGCAACACUCAUAACGACAUAAAAGCUCUCAUAACUGAUCUUGAGCUCCCUGUGAGUGAUUGGGAUGAGAAAUGGAUAGAUGUGUACUUGGACAUCAGUGUGAAUUUGCUUGAUAUAUGCAUUGCUUUUAGCUCUGAGCUCUCACGAUUAAACCAGGGCAAUCUCUUGCUUCAGUGUGUACUCCACAAUUUGGAGUCCCCAUCUUCAAAGGUGUUUAUCCGAGCCCGUUCUUCACUUGAUAGCUGGAGACAGCAUAUUAGUUCAAAGAAUCCUAGAGUUGAGAACUGUUGCACCAUUCUAGGCAAGCUUGUGGCAUCACUGGAUCUUCCUAAGGUUAAGAACUCAGCCAAAGGGAAGGUUUUGAUGUGUGCUAUGUAUGGGGUUAAGGUGCAGACUGUAUUUAUCUGUAGUGUUUUUGCUGCAGCCUUCUCUGGUUCUGCAAGCAAGUUGUUUGAUUUGCCUGUUGCUGAAAAAUAUAAGUGGGCACAUGAUUUUACUUGUCUUCAGAGUAGCAUUAAUGGGGAAAUUAGAAAUUCCAGUGGAUUUACAGUUUUGAAAGAGCUUGAAGCAGUUGGUACAAGUGCCAAUAAAUUGUAUCCCAUGAUGCAAGAUGGUGUGGACCCAGUUGAAGUGGAAGCAUUCCAGAACUCUGUUUCAGAUUUGGGAAAGGGAGCAGAGAAACUUUUGCAAGGACUAGAUCUUCUUACAAAGGAAGUGGAUGGCUUUUUCCAAAUAGUUUUAACUGGGCGUGAUGCUUUGCUUGGUAAUCUAAGAUCGAACGGUACUGUAUCUGACUCGGUGCUCGAGGGUAAUGUAGUACAAUGAGGAGUAAAUUGAUAAUGUUCUGGCUAAAUUCUCUCCUAUAUACAGAUGGGUUUAUGUAUGGGGUUUUCUGUGAAAGUAUACCAUCUUGUUCUACUUAUUGUACUCGGUAUGGUGUUAGUUAUAAGGUAUGUUGUGUUAUUGUUCUACCGGUUUGUAUAUGUAUGUUGUACCAUGUGAUGUCAAUAUCAUAUAAAAGCUUGCAGUGUUUUCUGAAAA
Messenger RNA from Alnus glutinosa, 1445 nucleotides. RefSeq names its product protein BPS1, chloroplastic-like. The record is from RefSeq and is a predicted model, not a curated record. Lineage: Eukaryota; Viridiplantae; Streptophyta; Magnoliopsida; Fagales; Betulaceae. The transcript has 2 exons. The coding region runs from base 192 to 1229 and encodes 345 amino acids.